GUGUGGGUGGGGAUUAAUUCAAUAAUAUUGAUUUCAAAAUGUAUUUUGUAAAGCUGUCGGUGUAGUCAGCCUGUUACAGGAUCAGUUGAACCUGGAUGUAAAUCGAUUACAUUUUAUAUAUUUUGAAGUAUUAUGAUGCAUGCUAUUCGAAUAUAUAUCAUAUCAUGUGUACCAUUUGCAAGUCUGGAUAAUGACACAGCAAGAAAAUUUGAGAAAGCAAAAAAGAGAGAUAAUCAUGUCCUGCUAUCCUUUUCAAGAGCAGGAUACAGUAUUUGCGCUCCUCUCAGUUAACGUUCUUGGAAAACCCCUAUCUGUAUUGAUUGUGUGGCGGUAUAAACUACACCGCUUGAAUGUCACGAUGAUUACGAUGGAGCGAAAUGAGGAUAUUGAUUGAAUAUAUGAUAGCUAGAAAGGGAUGAAACAGGUUGCCAAGGUGAAUGUAGGCUACGUUAUUCUAGCCCUCAUUACCAAAUAGCGCUCGUAAUUGCCGCUCGUCGUUCAUGAAAGGCGAUACCAAGGAACCAGAGGAUGUUCGCGUGGAACGGAGGCGUAGCAUCAUUCACUGAAUGGCUGCAUGCUGUGGGGAUGGAGAGGAAGUCAUUUGCGCUCAAGGCAACAGAUCGAAAACUUUAUGAUAUCUGUAUUUACUGUAUUGAUAAAUACAUCCGAAACACCUUGGUUCACCUGUUUCUCUUGCUGUCAUAAACUGUGAGCUCCAUUUCACGCCAUUUAAAUGGAACGGAGCGAGUACUGUCUCUGAGUUCAGUUCAUCAGGAUAACCUAUCAGGACGCAAGGAGACGCACUGGCAACAAAGCGUAACGUCAGUAGUACUCCAUAAAGGUGCUAAAAUCCAUCGUCUGGGGUUCAGCGCACCAGAGGGGGGACUCGGAACGCCUCGGAACCUCACGGAACCCAGCGUGAGUGUGUGGAACCCCUGGGUCUGGCCCUGUGUCCUGGAGGAGGCAGCUGUGGGACAGACUGACACGUCACGUGGCGCUGCUCUGCCUGACCCCCUAUCCAGGCCUCACCCCUCAGAGGGCCCACUCAGUCUGCCUGGUGUGGAGAGGAGCAGGCCCUCAACCUCAGUGGGAAGGAGGAGUAGUGCUCUGUGUUUUUUUGUGAUCAGAGUUUCCUCAGCUGUGAUUUUUCAGGAUACCUUGACGGUGUAUGUGAUUUAGACUAUGAGUUUUGCAGUGAGACUGGAGUGAGAAUGUAGAAGAUCACCUUAUUUUACCUCUGAAGAACAACAGGAUAUCUGAUUUGAAGUGACCUGCAGGCUGGACAACAACUGAUAAUACCUGGCCUUUGGACUAGAGAAGAGCCUCUGAGACAGUGCUGUUGUGUGUGUGUGUGUGUGUGUGUGUGUGUGUGUGUGUGUGUGUGUGUGUGUGUGUGUGUGUGUGUGUGUGUGUGUGUGUGUGUGUGUGUGUGUGUGUGUGUGUGUGUGUGUGUGUGUGUGUGUGUAAGCACACUAGACACCCAGUCCUCUUAACAGAAUCAGGGCUGUUCUGUCACACUGAUAUAAGAGGAUUACAACUCAAAAGAAGACUAUACAUUCAACCAAACUCCUCUGGAGACUGGAGCCCUAUCUUUCUCUUGAAUGUUUUCCCUUGUCUCCUCGGUGGCAGCCAGUGCUAUUUGAUUUAACGUAUCUUCCCAAGUCUAGUUGGCUCCUCAUUUCACGCACCUCGGUAGUUCCAAGUCAACUAGUUCCUCAUCACCAUGGUGAUGUCCCAGGGCACGUACACCUUCCUGGCCUGUUUCGCUGGGUUCUGGUUGGUGUGGGCUCUCAUCGUCAUGCUGUGCUGCUUCUGUAGCUUUGUCCAGCGUCGUCUGAAGAGGAGGAGGGAGGAGAGGCUGAGGGAGCAGUGUCUAAGGGCCCUGGAGAUGGAGUCACUGGAGUGCCUGGGCACUGCGGGGUUGGCUGGGUACCCUCCAUCCAGAGAGCCCCUCCAGUUCUGCCCCCCGCUGACCCUCUCCCCACCGCUGCACAUUCCCCGAUCCCUCCCCCAGAGCAGCUGGGCCUCCCCACAAGAGACGGACGUGUUUGGGAAGCCCCCCUGCUACGAGGAGGCUGUUCUGAUGGAGGACCCCCCUCCCCCCUACUGUGAAGUGCUGGCUGACAGCCGGGGGGGCACCUACACCAAGCUCACCCCCCAGGCCUCCAGGCUGCAGCAGCAGGAGCCUGAGACCUCCAAGACUCCCCCUGUCACAGUGUUCUCUGAGCGGGGCUACUCCUCCUUGAUCCGCCUGCCCACCGCCCGACGCUGGGACUCCCUGGGUCACCUGCUCUCCACAAUGGACCUCAACCACAACACCCUCCCCACGGAGCCCCUCUCUCUGCAGGCCCAGGCCACUGUCACCAUGCCCCACGAGGGCCGGACUCACACACACCCAGAGCUAGGGCUGAGAAGUAUCCAUGGGCUCCAGGGGCUCAGGGGGCUAGAGCAGAGUUGUGGCUUGCCCACAGCCUUCCCUCUGCUGGGUCGCAGCACAGCCGUGUAGGCCUGACUAACCCUCCUGGAGGUGGGGGUCAGACUGGAGCUAAGGACACUUGGUUGAGGUGGAGAGGCGUUGGGUUGGGUUUGAGGAGUUGCAUCUGGGUUGUAGAGUUGGACUAAUGAUGAAGGGGAUAGAGGAGGAGAAAUGUCCUUCAGACUCCCAGCAGCCAGAGGUGUUGACAGAGUGAGAUGGGACAUCCUUUCUAAAGAUGGCCUCUCUUCCCAGCCUUCCUCUCAUCCUCCCUCCAUUAUCUGUCUCUCUCUCCCUCCAUUUCUUUCUAUUCUCUAUAUCUCUGUAGUUGUGUUGAUCUCUCUAUUCUCUGCAGCGUCGCAGCCUGAUGCAGAGCAGCUAUUAUAUGAGUCUGCUGUUGCCAUAGCUCCCUGGAACUGUCUGUUGCCCAUGACACCUUGGGCCCCUAGCGACCUCUCCUCCUCGCCAAAUUUCUAAAGACAUUUUCAUAGCCUUUCUUUGUAUGACUGCAGGUUGAAAGAGGGGGAACUCUUUAAUGACCUGCAGUAGCUCUGUGUUGCUGUUUCUCUUUAUGUAUAGUAUGUACAGUGAAGGACCAAGAAAGACAUGUUGGGUCAUUCAGCCCAAGUAACUAUCACCCUGCUCGGAGCAUUGCAAUGUGCAAUGGAAACUCUGUUUUGUAUUGAAAAAGCUCUUCUUCAGCAUUACUGUCAUAUCUUCAAGAUGUUCUACAUUUACAUUUACAUUUAAGUCAUUUAGCAGACGCUCUUAUCCAGAGCGACUUACAAAUUGGAAGUGGACUAUGAAUAUCAAUUUGAUAACCCCCAGCUGGGGAUUGUUGCUCCUCAGUGUACACCAACUGAGUGUGUGCGUAUGUGUGUGCCUGCGUGUGUCUGUCUGUGUGUGUGUGUAUGUGGUUGCUAUCUGUCCACGAGGGAAGUGUUUUAUUAAGAUUGUGAUUGUGAAUCCAUUUCUUUCUUUCUCUCCCUCCGUCAUUAUCCCUCUGUCUUACUCUCAAGCUACUCAUCAGGCUAGAUGUCGCUGGGAGACGCUCUCCUUCGCAUUGCCAUGGGGGUGCUACAGUACAUAUAGCAGACACCAUCACAGAAAAUGUCAUCUGUCAUGGUAGAAAAACAAAGCUAUCACCAUGCACCAAUCAAUUGCAGAGAUGAGAUUUCUGUUCCUUUUCCUGAUUUAAAAAAAAAGUUUAUUCAGCUAUGAAAUGCUUUUGCAGGGGGAAUGGAAUCUAUCAAUCCUGACCUCCCUUACUACGCUGUUAAGCCUGUUAGGAACAGUGUUACCACCAAGGUCCACCGCUUUGUUAUUAGCUGUUAUGUAACCCAAUUCAAUCACAUUACAUAAUCCACUGAAAUUAAUGGAGUAUUUGAUGGCCUGGGCUUACUUGGCAGUACCCUUGAGAUGCUCGGACAAAUUAGGAAGCUCGUCAGUGCAAAGCUGAAGUGCUGUCCUCAAGGAGCUUAUAUAAAUGUAGAGAUAGGGAACAUACAGUACCCAAUGCCAGGAGAGAGAGAGAUGAGAGGGAGAGAAUGAGAGAACUACUUGAGGCCAUGAGAUAAUGUUAUUAUUGAGAGGUAAAAAGUAUUUCAGUUUGAAUCUAUACAGACAAUGUCACAGUUUGUCCUGGGUUCUAUUGAUAUAUUACGGUAGUUUGUUGUUCUGUGUAACAUAGCAUUGAGACGUCCAUUAAGUUUAUUUUGGAUGCUGUAACGGCUCUCGUGGAAAGGAGUGGACCAAAGCACAGCGUGCAAAGUGUUCAUGAUUAGUUUAUUUCAAAAAACACACAAACAAAAUAACAAACGUGAAAACGAAAGCGCACAGUUCUGUCAGGCAGAAACACUAAACAGAAAACAAGAUCCCACAAAACCCAAAAGGAAAAUGACAACUUAUAUGUGAUCCCCAAUCAGAGACAACGAUAGACAGCUGCCUCUGAUUGGGAAACACACACACACACACACACACACACACACACACGGCCAAAAACAAAGAAAUAGAAAACAUAGACUUUCUCACCCGAGUCACACCCUGACCUAACCAAACAUAGAAAAUAAUAAGGAACUCUAAGGUCAGGGCGUGACAGAUGCUGAUAUUUAAGAUAUUUUUUACCAAAAGUAUAGUCUACAGCAGGUAUUCCCAAACUGGGGCAAUGCUGUCGGGGGUACGCCAAAUAAAAAUGGUACGCCAAAUAAAAAUGUCACAUUUUAUUUAAAUACAUUUAAAAAAUAUAAUUUUCUUCACAUUUUCAAACAGUCCAUUUAUAUUUUCCAACUUGGCUAUAUAUUUGGUGAGGUUUUUUUAUCGCCUGAGUAGUCUCGUUACACUGUCAAAAAUCUAAUUUAACCAUCUAGUGUUAAGCGAAAUAACAACACAAUGUCAAAUACAAGUAGCCUAGUCAAAUAAUUAACAUCCAAUCACAUUAACCGUUACUCUCUCGCGGGAAUUCCACCAACGGUCCAUAUGUAGCUAAACGUAGCUGCUGCUUAUUCCGUUUGCUCGAAAAUUGAUAAAUGGUUAAAAAAAAGUAAGGCCCUCGUCCAUAGAGACACAUACCAGCAGUACUACACCUGCACCUGUCGACGACAAGUUGUUCUGCUUCCACAAGCACAUCCAAUGCUAGCAUCAGUAAUUCUACAUGUUGUUGUUAGCCCAGCUAGCAUGGACACUGAGAGUUGUGAAUCUGAUGCAGCCGAAGAGCUACUGCCCCCUUACCGAGGAAAGCACCGAACAACAGACAGGGACGUUGGACCAUCAAAGAGGCACAAAUAAGAUGAUAACUACAUUGAUUUGAGGUUCACUUAUAUUGGGAGUAGCCACAGUGUGUUAUAUGUGCAAAAGUACUAUCUCACAACUCGAUUAAACCUUCACUCUUGCGCAGACAUUUAGAAACAAAACAUGGCCAUUUUAAAAAUAAGGCACAGGAGUUUUUUUGAGCAAGAAUUAAGACGACUUUUAAGUAUUAAGACAUGUAUAAAAGCAACAGACACCAUUAAUAAGAAGGGUCUAGAAGCAUCUUAAAUGGUGAGCUACCGAGUGGCUAGGACAGGCUAGCCCCAUACUAUUGUGGAGGACUUAAUUCCUGCUGCCCCAGAUAUGGCUGGGACAAUGCUGGGGGAAAAGGCCCAAAAACAUAUAGAGACAAGGUCUUCAUCAAACAACACUGUUUCACGACGCAUCAGUGACAUGGCAGGAGAUGUUCUGAAAUAAUUACUGCUUUGCAUCCAAGCCAGUGAAUUCUAUGCAUUACAGCUGGAUGAGUCAACAGACGUGGCGGGCCUGGCACAGCUCCUGGUAUGUGUCAGCUCCUGGUUUGGGGGUUCAAUAAAGGAAGACAUCCUCUUCUGCAAACCACUGGAAAUCAGGACAACAGGAGAGGAUAUUUUUAAAGUACUGGACAGCUUUGUGACACAAAUGGACUUUGGUGGUCAAGAUGUGUUGGUAUCUGUAAAGAUGGCGCAAAAGCUAAGACAGGGAGACAUAGUGGAGUGGUAAUGCGCGUGCAAGCAGUGGCUCCCGACGCCACUCGGGUACAAUGCAGCAUCCACCGAGAAGCUCUUGCUGCCAAAGGAAUGCCUGACAGCUUGAAACAUGUUUUGGACACGACAGUGAAAAUGGUUAACUUUGUUAAAGCAAGGUCCCUGAACUCUCGUGUAUUUUCUGCACUAUGCAAUGAUAUGGGCAUCGACCAUAUAUCACUUUUACAACAUACAGAAGUGCGCUGGUUAUCAAGGGGCAAAGUAUUGACUUUUUUUUUUUAAUUGAGAGACUAGCUUAAAGUUUUCUUUACUGACCAUCAUUUUCACUUGUCUGACCGUUUGCAUGAUGACGAGUUUCUCACAGGACUGGCCUGUCUGGGUGAUGUCGCCUGAAUGAUCUGAAUCUAGGAUUACAGGGACUUUCCGCAACUAUAAUCAAUGUGUGGGACAAAAUUGAGGCUAUGAUUAAGAAGUUGGAGCUCUUCUCUGUCUGCAUUAACAAGGACAACACACAUGUCUUUCCAUCAUUGUAUGAUUUUUGUGUGUGUAAAUGAACUCAAGCUUACAGACAAUGUCAAAUGUGAUAUAGCGAAUCACCUGAGUGAGUUAGGUGCACAAUUACAGAGGUACUUUCCUGAAAUGGAUGACACAAACAACUGGAUUCGUUAUCCCUUUCAUGCCCUGCCUCCAGUCCACUUACCGAUAUCUGAACAAGAGAGCCUCAUCGAAAAUGCAACAAGCGGUUCAGUGAAAAUGGAAUUGAAUCAGAAGCCACUGCCAGAUUUCUGGAUUGGGCUGCACUCAGAGUAUCCUGCCUUGGCAAAUCACACUGAUGCCCUUUGCAACCACGUACACGUGAGAGUGGAUUUUCGGCCCUCACUAGCAUGAAAACUAAAUACAGGCACAGACUGUGUGGGAAAAAGACUGAGACGCUUUCCAAUACAAAUGAACAAAUAAGGUUAUAUAUAUAUAAGAUGGCUAAGUAAAGAGCAAAAUGAUUGAUUAUUAUUAUAUUAUUAUUUGUGCCCUGGUCCUAUAAGAGCUCUUUGUCACUUCCCACAAGCCGUGUUGUGACAAACUCACACUCAUUCUUAUGUUUAAUAAAUGUAUCGUAUAGUGUGUGUGUGUGGCAGGCUUACAAUGAUGGCAAAAAACAACAUUUGAGAGUGCGCUGACCCUGGUUCUAGAGGGGGUACGCAGCUGGAUGUUGAAUGUUUGAAGGGGUACAGGACAAUAAAAAGUUUGGGAACCACUGAUCUACAGUAUAUAGAAAAUUGCAUUGAGACAAUCAUUUGAAGAACUUACAUGCUUUUCUUUUUCAGAACAAUCAAAACAAACAAGUGAAGCUGAUUAUCAUGGCUCCUGAAUGUACUAAUUCAUGCUUUAAGUGUAACUGAAAAUGAACACUAUUUCAUUUGAUGUGUUUCUAUCCAUGCUUGAAGUAAUGUUGAAUAUUAUUUUGACAAAGGUUUUGUCUGUUUAAUCACACAACUUGUCACAUACAGUACUCUAUAUUAACUGACAUUUGCCUCCCUGAGCUGUCAUGCAUUGAUUCCAGUUUAUUUCAUUGUACCACGUUUGUUUUGUUUGUGCUGUUUUUAUGUUCUGUCUUUCCUCUCCCCCGCAACAGGAGAAGGAAAAGACAGAGGUGUAUGCCACUGUCCUCCAUCCUCCAGUGGCAUACGUGUUGCUAGGUAACCACCAGGCCAGAGCUCUAGCAAGCUAGUCUGUUUAGAGUGCAAGGGAACAUCAGCUGUGUGGCCAGUCAGAGCAUACUCAUUCAGAGCACAUUGGGGAGGGUGCACGUGGCUCGGAUACAUGGCUUCUAUCUACUAGUGUAGGACUGGGACUGUCAGUAGUGUCUGACGACUGACAUCCACAGGGUUUCCCUUCCCAGGGCUCGCUAAACACAGUUGAAAUUGGAACUUUCUGUCUAGCUGUCAAUGUGACAGCCAUUUUGAGGAAAUUGAUAAAAUGCCCUGAUGGAGUGGACCGUUCCUCCAAUAUUGGAUUGACAUCAUUGUGGGAGAUCCAUCAUUUGAGGAUAUAUCCAAAUACCAUCCAAGGGAGAAUAUCUGUCCAGAUAGGCUACAGAUUGAUUUGACCUAAAGCAGGAAAUGGCCCCUGCUAUACUAUGGACUCUCAGUGACUGACAUCCCACACAUACUGUGAAUAUACAGUGCCUUGCGAAAGUAUUCAGCCCCCUUGAACUUUGCGACCUUUUGCCACAUUUCAGGCUUCAAACAUAAAGAUAUAAAACUGUAUUUUUUUGUGAAGAAUCAACAACAAGUGGGACACAAUCAUGAAGUGGAACAACAUUUAUUGGAUAUUUCAAACUUUUUUAACAAAUCAAAAACGGAAAAAUUGGGCGUGCAAAAUUAUUCAGCCCCUUUACUUUCAGUGCAGAAAACUCUCUCCAGAAGUUCAGUGAGGAUCUCUGAAUGAUCCAAAUGUUGACCUAAAUGACUAAUGAUGAUAAAUAAAAUCCACCUGUGUGUAAUCAAGUCUCCGUAUAAAUGCACCUGCACUGUGAUAGUCUCAGAGGUCCGUUAAAAGUGCAGAGAGCAUCAUGAAGAACAAGGAACACACCAGGCAGGUCCAAGAUACUGUUGUGAAGAAGUUUAAAGCCGGAUUUGGAUACAAAAAGAUUUCCCAAGCUUUAAACAUCCCAAGGAGCACUGUGCAAGCAAUAAUAUUGAAAUGGAAGGAGUAUCAGACCACUGCAAAUCUACCAAGACCUGGCCGUCCCUCUAAACUUUCAGCUCAUACAAGGAGAAGACUGAUCAGAGAUGCAGCCAAGAGGCCCAUGAUCACUCUGGAUGAACUGCAGAGAUCUACAGCUGAGGUGGGACACUCUGUCCAUAGGACAACAAUCAGUCGUAUAUUGCACAAAUCUGGCCUUUAUGGAAGAGGGGCAAGAAGAAAGCCAUUUCUUAAAGAUAUCCAUAAAAAGUGUGGUUUAAAGUUUGCCACAAGCCACCUGGGAGACACACCAAACAUUUGGAAGAAGGUGCUCUGGUCAGAUGAAACCAAAAUUGAACUUUUUGGCAACAAUGCAAAACGUUAUGUUUGGCGUAAAAGCAACACAGCUCAUCACCCUGAACACACCAUCCCCACUGUCAAACAUGGUGGUGGCAGCAUCAUGGUUUGGGCCUGCUUUUCUUCAGCAGGGACAGGGAAGAUGGUUAAAAUUGAUGGGAAGAUGGAUGGAGCCAAAUACAGGACCAUUCUGGAAGAACCUGAUGGAGUCUGCAAAAGACCUGAGACUGGGACGGAGAUUUGUCUUCCAAUAAGACAAUGAUCCAAAACAUAAAGCAAAAUCUACAAUGGAAUGGUUAAAAAAUAAACAUAUCCAGGUGUUAGAAUGGCCAAGUCAAAGUCCAGACCUG
Messenger RNA from Oncorhynchus keta (chum salmon), 9353 nucleotides. RefSeq names its product proline-rich protein 7. The transcript has 3 exons. The record is from RefSeq and is a predicted model, not a curated record. Lineage: Eukaryota; Metazoa; Chordata; Actinopteri; Salmoniformes; Salmonidae. The coding region runs from base 1724 to 2506 and encodes 260 amino acids.